AUGGCCAAAAUGAAGAACAAUAGUAAUCUUAAUGUGACAUUCUGCAAAAGAAAAAGUGGGCUUUUCAAGAAAUUCAGCGAGCUUAUCACACUAUGUGGGGCUGAAGUUUUACUUUUAGUAUUUUCACCAACAAACAGAGUGUUCUCCUACGGUCAUCCCAGUGUAGAUGAAAUAGUUGGGCGAUUAUUUGGUUCAUCCUCUCCGACGGGGCUUUCCUGUGACACUCAACAAAUGAUUGAAUCUUAUCGGUCAUCAAACAUUAGGGAACUAAAUGCUAAUGUGAUGCAGGUUGAGGAAUUGAUGAAGGUUGAGGAGCAGCAUGCGAAGCAGAUAGAUCACGACAAGAAAGUUGGUUGA
This is a messenger RNA of Impatiens glandulifera, 357 nucleotides long. RefSeq names its product agamous-like MADS-box protein AGL62. Gene Ontology annotation, biological process: regulation of transcription by RNA polymerase II. The record is from RefSeq and is a predicted model, not a curated record. The transcript has a single exon. NCBI's taxonomy places the organism in Eukaryota, Viridiplantae, Streptophyta, Magnoliopsida, Ericales, Balsaminaceae. Bases 1 to 357 code for a protein of 118 amino acids. Gene Ontology annotation, molecular function: protein dimerization activity; RNA polymerase II cis-regulatory region sequence-specific DNA binding; DNA-binding transcription factor activity, RNA polymerase II-specific.